This is a messenger RNA of Epinephelus moara (kelp grouper), 8038 nucleotides long. Its product is annotated as nuclear factor 1 B-type-like. Gene Ontology annotation, molecular function: RNA polymerase II cis-regulatory region sequence-specific DNA binding; DNA-binding transcription factor activity, RNA polymerase II-specific. The record is from RefSeq and is a predicted model, not a curated record. Gene Ontology annotation, biological process: regulation of transcription by RNA polymerase II. Lineage: Eukaryota; Metazoa; Chordata; Actinopteri; Perciformes; Serranidae. The transcript is spliced from 12 exons. Gene Ontology annotation, cellular component: nucleus. Bases 509 to 2200 code for a protein of 563 amino acids.
CUGUGUAAUUACGUGGGUGAAAAAAAAAAGAAAAAAGUUGGGUCUGAUUUGCUGGGAUCGCGCAGGACCGAAGGUGCACCGGUCGAUUUCAUAUCAAGUUUGGUGAAAGCAAGGGGUGAACAUCACACACUCGGCGCCCUCUGAAGCUUCCCACAAUGCUUUUAUGAACGAGAUAUCACAGCAGCGAGACGCGCACAGAGCCCGUGUAGUACAGAGGAGUACGCAGCACCGGCUCUACGAGUACAAUCUGCAAGUGCUUACCGUGCAUGUCAACUUUACAACAAAAAAAAUCUGCAUAAAUACCUGCACCCUUUUUUCUCUCUGCGGAGACGACAAUCUUUUUUUUGGAUCGCAAAAAAAAUCCAUGGAUGUUCUAGGAUAAUCUCGUUGUUUUACGCGGAUAGCUGCUCCACAGUCUUGCAUGGUGCACAUCGGUCCAGGAAUGGCGCGAUAAAGUGAUCAGAGGAAUCAGUCCAAGUACAUUCACUUUUUGUGUAGCCGUCUCGUCAUGUAUUCUCCGAUUUGUCUAACUCAGGAUGAAUUUCAUCCCUUCAUCGAGGCACUUCUUCCUCACGUCCGUGCCAUCGCCUACACGUGGUUCAACCUCCAGGCCAGAAAACGCAAGUACUUCAAGAAGCACGAGAAGCGGAUGUCCAAGGACGAGGAGCGCGCGGUGAAGGACGAGCUUCUGAGCGAGAAGCCCGAGGUUAAGCAGAAAUGGGCAUCCAGGCUGCUGGCCAAGCUGCGUAAGGACAUUCGGCAGGAGUACCGGGAGGACUUUGUCCUCAGCGUGACGGGCAAGAAGCACCCGUGCUGUGUGCUAUCCAACCCGGACCAGAAGGGCAAGAUCCGCCGGAUCGACUGUUUGCGGCAGGCCGACAAAGUUUGGCGUCUGGACCUGGUGAUGGUCAUCCUCUUCAAAGGCAUCCCUCUGGAAAGUACAGACGGCGAACGCCUCGUCAAGUCUCCACAUUGCACCAACCCAGCACUUUGUGUCCAGCCACACCACAUAACAGUAUCGGUCAAGGAGCUGGACUUGUUUCUAGCAUACUAUGUCCAGGACCAAGACUCGCAGCAGUCAGGAAGUCCCAGUAACAAUGAGCCAGGCAAGAACCCUCUUCCAGUCUAUUUGGAAGACAGCUUCAUCAAAUCAGGAGUCUUCAGUGUUACAGAACUGGUGCGAGUGUCCAGAAUGCCCAUCACCCACGGUGCUGCGGUAAACUUCUCCAUGGCCGACAUGCCCAGCCAACCUUACUAUCAUGACCUGAACUCCAGCGUGGGGCUGCACCGCUCCCUGUCCUCCCCUCCCGGCAGCAAAAGGCCCAAAACCGUCAACAUGGAGGAGAACAUGGACACCAGCCCGACAGGACCUGACUUCUACUCGUCACCCAGCUCACCUGCAAGCAGUCGGGCAAACUGGCACGAUAGAGACGGAGCAGACAUGUCCUCUCCCACCAUGAAGAAGCCAGAGAAGCCGCUGUUCAGCCCCACCUCCCCGCAGGACUCCUCACCACGACUCAGCACUUUCCCUCAGCCUCAUCACCCAGGCCUAACAGGUGUAGGACACAGUGUUAUAUCGACGAGGAGCCCCCCUCCACACUCGCCCCUGCAGUUCUCGGCCUCGGCUAUCUUGCCCCCGGCGCCUUCGCCCUACUUCUCGCACACCACCAUCCGCUACCCACCCCACCUCAACCCAGCUGAUCCCCUCAAGAGCUACGUGCCGUCAUACGACCCGUCCAGCCCUCAGAGCAGCCAGCCUAACAGCAGUGGUCAGGUGGUAGGAAAGGUCCCAGGCCACUUCACCCCAGUUCUGGCUCCCUCCCCACACCACGGCGCUGUGCGACCCGUCUCGCUCUCCAUGCCAGACACCAAGCCCAUCACCACAUCCACAGAAGGCUACUCAGCCCCUGGCACCCCGACGGCUAACCGUUUUGUAGGCCUGAGCCCGAGAGAUCCCGCCUUCCUCCACCAGCAACAGCUGAGGAAGUGUGACUGGAGCGUGACUCAAAACGGCAGGCAUUAUGGCCCCAGUGCCACUGACGACACUUUGGGGAUUACUUGGCAAAGUCCUGGUACCUGGGCGAGCUUAGUUCCAUUCCAAGUGUCGAACGGGACUCCGAUUCUGCCAACAAAUGUCCACCAGAACUACAGCAUAAACAUCAUUGGUGAGCCCCUGGUCCCCGCUGAGACAGGGAACUGAACACGCAGAGGCCGGAUGACCCCCAGGGUGGAUGCGUGGGUGGGGGUGUUGGUGGUGCACAGCCAGCACUACAGGUGUCCGCAGCCAUGGAUGAAACCAGCAAAGCAGCACGAGCUGCACAAUCGUCCCCCCAACUUCCAAUCUCGCCCCUCCCAUGCCCCCCCAGCUCCCGUCCCCCCGAUGAAGGACACUGGCCGUGAAGUGAAGACGAGGGUUCGGAGGAAAGAAAAAAGAAAAAGCUUCAGGUCUGCUGUCUCCUCGCCCCGCCCAGCCCCACACAUCCACCAGCCACCAGUCAGUCGUUGCGUUUGCAGAACUUUUCAAUCCAUUCAAAUACUGUGAUGUAUAGAUGCCUUAAUGUUUUAUUGCAUGACACUCUAGUCUCUUAGCGGCAAUUCCUACUAUUUUUCCAUGUUGGGGGAAGAUGUAAAAUCCUGAUUUACAACACACACACACAUGUGAAGAGGUCUGCGGACCGACAACCUCUGCCUGGUGGAUGGCUCCGAGACUCUAAGCUCUCCGAUCAGACCUCUUGAAAAGAGGAUUUCCCAUGUCAAACGAUUCACUGUGUACACCAUAGGAACAAAAAAAAGUUGUGAAUUCAGAGUGUUUCUUCUUCCGUUUGAUUUCAGUUUACUGUGAUACGACUCUUUGUUCAGAAAAUGUGUUGACUUUGUUUAUUCUUUUACUGCUACUUACUUCAAGAAUUAACGUAAAUACUUACGGUGAGAGUUGAGAACUCUUGAUGCGGUUUUCAAAAAACACUAAAUGUUUGGCUUGAGAUUGGACCCCUCAUUAAAGAAUUUGAAACUCCUUUACAAAAGGAUUUAAAAAAAGAAAAAGACGGAGAAUAAGAAAAUCUCGAAAGAGGCAAGUGCAAUUGAAUUUUUUGAAGGGAAGCUAUCAGUCUGUCAGCCCUAAGACUCUAAAGGAAGGGGGAUAAAUAUUAAAUGGUUUUAUGGGUAAAAUGUUUAAGAAAACAUUUGAAAUUGAUUUCAGUCACAUAUCCGUCUUCUCACAUGAGAAAAACAUCAAGCGUGAAAGGCAGUUGAAGGCAAGCACUGAGCUACCUGUGCAGCGCUGAGCAAAACCAGCACUUCUUUUGAGCCCUUCCCAUCAUUAUGGGGAGUUCUUUUUUUUAUUUAUUUUUGGGGGAAAAAAAUAACCGAACAUAAGCAAAGAAAUGACACACACACAUAGUGUGUAAAAAUGGCAUUUCAUUUUUUUUCUUUAAAUGUUCAAGAUAAGAUCAAAAGCAUAUGCAUUUGGCCAUCAGCUUCUAAAGCUUAUGUUUACAAAAAAUAUAUAUGGAAUGCAAAGUGUUAAUCCAUGGAAAUGUACAAUUCAUGCAAAUGUACAGUUGGCUUAUGUGUAAAGCUACAGUUUGUGCAAGGUUAACUCUACAGUGGAAGAGGUUGAAAACUGAAAUUAUGAAUCCAGGUGGUGGCAUAUCCCUGAAAUCUAGAAUUGUGCACGGCAUGUUCACAGCCAUUGCCUCUCCAGUCCAGACGUAUUUAUACAAGGAAAAUCUCUCCAAUACUCUUAAUUUGCACGAUGACAUAUAGUCCACAUUACGUGCCUUGCCUUUGAAUAUAGAGACAUCACUACACUUGUUUUUGCUGCAUUUAUCAUUAUAGAAAAAAAUUAACAUUUUUAUGAUAAGAAUUGUUUUGUACUCUGAAUGAAAUUGUUGAUUUUUAACUUCAUGUACUACUCUAUCUCACAGUUACAUUGCAUAUCAAGGCUGUGUAUAGUUGCCGUUUUAAAGUUUGUAAUCAACCAGCAUUUUUUUUUUUUUUUUUUUUUUCCCAGUAUUUUGGUGGUUUUUCUAAUAACCUAUCAUCUUUUGUUUUCCUUAUUUUUCAAUGCUCAUUUUGUUCAUCUUCCAAUUACUAUUGUGGAGGGUGGAAUUCAGAAUUAUGAAAAUUAUGCAAUACCAAGUUUUGCCUAUGUAGGUAGUGCUUAUAGAUGCGUCAAUUAUUAGAGGCUAGUUUGGAGAUAGACAAUAUUGUAAUGCAUUUAUUUUGUUGAUAUCGUUGUUUGUCGUUGUUGUUGUUGAUGAUGUUGUUGUUGUUGUGGGUGUUUUCCUUUUUUAUUGACCAAAGUGGGGACUGCUUUCUAUGCAGUGUAUGACAAGGUCUUUUUUUUUCUUUCUUUCUUUCUUUAGCGUAUAGGCCUACCGAAUGACGGUGAGACGUGUUCCAGUGUAUUUUGAAUUCGGGAGUUUUAGGGGGAGGGGCGGUAUUUUUCUAGAAGUACUUAUGAGGAAAAAGAAUGCACCCUUGGUCUUUCUACGGCUGCAAAGUCACUGAUUGGUCUACUGUGACUCUUACUUUCAACUUUCCACCUGGGGUGCUAGCAUGUGACCUUGAAGGAGCUCAUUUUUCACAGGAGAGACGGCUUGACUUGAGUAUGACAAUCAUUGAAAGAAAUCAUUUUGCGUUCCGUCAUAGAUCCCUUAAAGCUGCAACCGACGACGGAUACCGUUGCACGCUCGUAUCAAACACUACGCCGUACUAUUGUAGACGUCACCGAAUGCAAUUCCCAAGUAGAUGCCUUAAACACAUCAGUGAAGUGGCCUGUGACCUGCGCAACAAUCACACACCGACUAAUGCUAGUGAGACCUGUCCAAAUCAGUUCCAGACAGGCUCAAGCAAGCCUUUAGAAAGUAUUUUAUAAGUAGUAGAUUUGUAUAAAUGUAUAUACGAUAUGCACAUAUGUCAAUUCCUGAGAUACUUCCCCAGCGGAGAGCCCAGUAGAGUAUGUUCAAGUAAAUAUUGGACGCAUGGUGUUUUUUAACUUCAUGUCCAGUGGCCCAGUAGAAGCUUAAAUAGAAUCCACUAGAAGAAAAAUAUAGCACUUAACUAGCACAUAGGCAAUCGUCUUCUCCCCCUCACAGUGUUUUAAACCUAGUCUUAAACUAAAUCUCUCAGGCGUAAUACAGGGCAUUAUUUAUAUCAAUCAUUAUCUUACCAUUUUUAAUGUAAAAAAAAAAAGAAUUCUCACAGAGAGAGCGGCGCCUCCGAUGCUGCUCUGACACCUUUUUGCACUCUUUCCCUACAAUCGUGAAAGAAACGUUCCCCUCGGAGAGAGGCGGUACUACCGGGAGCUCUCUGCCAGUAGCGAGCAGAGGGUCAAGAAGCAGAAAACGUUUUUAAAACAAUCCUCAAGUCAAGCUCAAUCUCUCCGUCUUCACCCAGAUUUCUUAUGCAGAAAAAAAUUCAAAAAGUCACCCCGUUCUAUGUGCACUGUUCUGUCUUUUUUUUGUUGUUGUUUUAUUCUUUAAAUUUUUUUUUUCUUUUAAAAGAAAAACUCUAAGUGCUUUGCAGCCUUUGGCCAUUGGAGACCCCACUGACGUGCAUUGUCCCCAAGUGUGUUUGUGAGUGGGUGUGUGUUUGCCUGUGUGCGUGUGAUAAAAAUGUGUCAGGGUCACUGUGCUGUUGGUGUUUAUUUGAAUAGGAGACUGUACAUAAAGGUAAAUAUCCUGAUUGCGUCGAUAGCAGUAGUCUGUGGGGUUGAACUCUGCUUUGGCAGCUUGAGUGUUCGUGUGCAUGCGCGCGUGUGUGACUUUGUGAGCUGGGUGUGUGAUCGAGUGCCUCUGACACUACACAAUGAGAGAAGAUGAGGGUCUUUCUAUUGAAAAAAAAAAAAGCCUGCCGUAGGACAGGAGUUUGUACACUGUAAACUUUCUCGAGAGUUCUCCUCUUAAAGCCCUUAUUUGUAAAUCUUCAAUUCUGGGGAAAAAUAAGUCAGUUCCAUUUUAGGAAAAAAUAAAUUUAAUUUGGGGUUUGUUUUGGAGGCUGGAUUUGAGUUAGAACUCUCCAGGUUUCCCCGAUUAGUAGAAUCUAAAGUGUUUUCAUCGGUUGUAUUCCUGUAUGUGGAGUCAAAAAAUAUUCUAUACAGAUCCAUAAAUAUUAAAAAAAACAACAACAAUGAAGGCUUUUUUAUUAUUAAUAUUAUUAUUUCUGAUCUUGGUUAGUGCUUAGAUAUUUCCAUUUGGGAAACACUUCAUGAAUAUUUGAAUUGUUGUUCUUUCAUUAGUGUGGCCAUAGCGAGUGUGAUGUGAUUUAUCUCAUUUUUUUUGCAAAUGGGUGUGAAUUCUUGUCCAACAAGAUCUUGGUGUGAGUGUGUUUCUUGUAGCAGCUGGGAGGUGACUUCACUUAACCAGUAGAUAAUAAAAGGCCCCAGAUUGCACCUGACCUUAAGCGAGAAGCAGGGUAAAAUCUGCAACGUCGAGCCGUCGACUUUGGCCGUAUGCAGACGACGCUCUUAAGUAUCUCUUUAAAUAUCAGUAACAACAUCUAGGCAUCACUCAUUUUGCACAUUCCACAUGCUGUCUAUGCCUGAUGUGUCGUAGGAAAGAUUUCAUUCACACUACAAACAAACAUUACAUUAAUUGCAGGUGCUUCAGAAUUGGGUACUGUACCUUCCAGCUGAUCAUAGCUAGUGUAUUUGGGCAUGUAUUUCUAUUGCUACGCAGGGUGUGAAUGUAGCCUGUUGAAAAGCUCUUGAAACUUAAUGAAAUUUUAAUCAAUGUUCCACCCAUCGGAAAGAGCCGUAUUCAAGGCAGAUUUUGACACUCACGACGACCUUAUUUUAGAAAGUAUUAUGUCAUUGAUCACCGCGAUCAUCGAGAAACAGGACAACUUUAUGCAAGGAGGACCUGUGGCACUCAUGCAAUAUGUGUGAUUUUCCUUUUAACUGAAUGUCACGCACUCUGUAGGGACUGAGAGGGCGUACACAUGCAGACUACGAGGAAAAGAUUAUCAUUUUCAUCCUACAUGAGCAAUACACACCUUCCAUACGUUGGCUAGCUGCUAGUCACUUGGCAUCAGGUUGUUAUAAAAACAUGAAAAACCAGCAUUUUUACAGGAUGUAACAUUCACCAAAAGAAGACAAAAAGAUAGCAAUGCAGUGCCUGUUCAAGCUGUCCAAGUGUCUAUUGUAUAUAAUUGUAAAAUGUGAUAGACUUACUUUCAUAUGUGACAAGAAAAACACCAUCACACAGAACAGAAUGUGGCGAACCCAUCUAGAAAUGUGCUCUUUAUGACUUUCAUUGUUUUUUUGUUUUUUCUUUUGCGAUUUUUUAAUUAUGUCAGCACACAAUGCCCACAUCAAGCUUGUUCGAAAUUUAAGAGGAAAUGUUCAUUCUUCUAUUUUUCUUUUGUUUUUUUCUGGGAGGGGGAAUGGGGCGGGGGGGUCAGUGCUACAUUAAGAGCAGUGAAAGGAUGGAAUAAUGUCUUUUCUUAAGAUUAGUCACCAGUUUUCUCUGCAGGGCUGAUUUAUUUUUGGGUCUUGUGGCACUUUUACUUCCCUCUGCGCACACAUUUCUACUUCAUGAAUCAUGGUGGAAUUAUAUAUAUAAAUAUAUAUAACGAACAACAACAACAACACCAACAAAACAAUAUGUAAACAGUCUCCAGUAGUGAUCGUAGUUACACUGCAAGUGUGUGCAAAGGUCUAUGUAUGUAUCUGAAUGUACGUUUUAGAGGACUUUUUGGAAACCUUUUUUGUUUUUUUAUCUUUUCAUUGACAGUUUAGGAGCCACAGGUGUCCAUUGUGAACUGUAUAGCGAAGGCCUUGAUAUCCCUUCUUUUAUUGAUUUUAGAAACGCCGAGCAUUAGGCGAUGCCUUCAAGCUGGUUACAUUUGGUGCAGGGGCUAAAAUUGCCACAAGAUUAAAAUCAGUGUAAAUAAAGGCUCAACUUUUUGUGAUUGUUACUGUUAUAUCCAGCCUAUACUGCUAGCAGCUGUUUUUACUGCAGUCAAUUACUGGAAGUGGAUAUAUUUCCUAUGCAAAACUGUUUAAACAAUAAAAUGAGCUAUGCUACAAAAAGGA